Molecule: messenger RNA, 1538 nt
Organism: Folsomia candida
Lineage: Eukaryota; Metazoa; Arthropoda; Collembola; Entomobryomorpha; Isotomidae
Exons: 6
Coding region: 252-1208 (318 amino acids)
Source: RefSeq, a predicted model, not a curated record
UUGAGCAUUUUUGGAGAAUUUUCUUGACCACUGUGAACGGUGGGCUUCAAUUUGUGCCUCCUAAAAUUCGGAAUAAAACGUUCCCAGAACUUUCAACGACAAAAAACAUGCAACUAAUUUCCAGACACGAUUGAUUGACUAUACGUUCCUAAAGAAACACUUGUUCGACUAUGGUUGAAAAUAUCAUAAAUAUUUUGUGCUGCUACUUUUCAUGAGAUUUUUCAUAGGAAGUGUUCUUCUGUGGUGAAAAUAUGAAAAUGAUAUAUAAUGUUUUCAUCCUUUUACUAUUAGUUUUCCAGCAUAAUGUUCAUUUCAUAUUUUGCAAUGACAGCGAGGAAUUGGCGAACUCACCUUACGAGUUGUUGUACUUCAAAAUAGAGCCGGGCCAGUCUUUCCACCCGCUUCUUAAAUAUCCUCCUUAUCGUCGAUGCAUCCCUCGGGAACAAUUGACCAAAGUGAACGUGACUGGAGGAAGGGGCAAACGCUGGAGACUUUACUGGUCGAAAUUUGCGUGGGACGCGUAUUACUUUGAAAAUGGCGACGAAGUCACAAACUGGGAGUUGGAGAAGGAGAAUGGCGAUGGGAAAACAUCCUUCUGGAAAGAAUCCGCUUAUCCGGUGCUUAUCAUGAUUGCAUGGAUCACAGUUGCUGGAUCCGUGGGUUUAUUUUUCUACCCUCUCCUUGCCAUGGCGGUGUUCCGUUUGAUGUUUUGGACUUGGGAACUGGCCACGAACCGAUUUGUGCGUAGAAUUUGUCGCUGGAUCAUAAUUAAGAUUGAGAAAUCCAAGAGAAACAAUGUCCUCAGCGUGUAUCGAAAUGCAGGUCGCAAACCGCCCGUGUAUAAAUACAAGCUGCCCAAAUUUCUCAGGGAAGAUCCGCACGAAGCAACGCCCAAAGAGUUGGAUGAAAGUGAGGAGGAAUUUUGGAGUAGUGACGACGAGCUUAAUAUGAUGGGGCAGGGGGUCAUGAAAAAUAAGAAAAUGACGUAUAAACCUACGCCAGAAUUUACUCCAGAGUAUCCUCCGGAAGUUGAAGAGAUGACGGAUGGCCUAUUGUCCAGAGAUAUGUUUACAUACUUGCGGAAAGUCAAGCAGCAUGGAAUGUUUGCUGUUUGGACCGAGGGGACCGAUAAUAUCGAUCUAGCCGAGAUUUCCCAAAGUAACAAUAAACCCCCGAAACUUACGACUUCGAAGGAGCAACUGUCUUAACAGCUAAAAAAAUAAUGUGUAUCACAAGUUGUUACUGUUGUAUGAUCGCGUUUAUUUCCAGUAGUAAAAUAUAAUUUUUUUUCAAUGUUACGUACACACAAACAAACCGUAAAAUAAGCGGGUAUACAAAUGUAGCGUGAUUUAUUGUUUCGGAUAUUUAUUUAGACUAAAUCACAACAAUAGUGUCAUUUUCUAAAUUGUCGUACAUACAGAGAAUUAGAGUCAGAAUCUCUUUAAUAUCAGCUCGUUCUAAGAAAAAAAUAUAAAAUAAAAUAAAAUUACUACUAAAAAAAACUGCGGGUUGGGGGUAACAAAACAGUCUGAAGUAUU